AUGUCUACAACCACAACCGCAUCCGCAGCCACCAGCACCGCAUGUGGAACCUCUUUCCAAUACGAGCUCCCCGUUAAAGACGCUGCAUGUGGAGUUCCCAGCACCAACAAAUACAAGGGCUAUCUUUCCAAAUGCGCGAAACCAGCAGGUGUAACCGCGUAUAACAAUGACUGUGCCAUCUACGCUCUGGCCGUGGACCAGUCAGUUCAAGAGCUCACAGACUGUCUCUACGAUGCUGGCGUCGAGUGGAAAGACGUCUGGUGCUAUGGCUCCACCAACGCCACUGCCACCGCAACCUCAUAUCCGACUUCAUCGGAAACCUCGGCAUCGACUACCGACAAGAAAAAGUCGUCCACUUCAACAUCCAGCUCGGAAACCAGUACCAGUACCUCUGGUGCUAGUGACAUAGUGCCAAACGCACAUGUUAGUCUAAAAGCUGCUGUGCUUCUUUCCACUCUUUUUGCUUCGGCUGUGUUCGUGGGCGCAUGA
This is a messenger RNA of Penicillium salamii, 489 nucleotides long. The record is from the annotation of a GenBank genome assembly. NCBI's taxonomy places the organism in Eukaryota, Fungi, Ascomycota, Eurotiomycetes, Eurotiales, Aspergillaceae.